Molecule: messenger RNA, 213 nt
Organism: Haemonchus placei
Lineage: Eukaryota; Metazoa; Nematoda; Chromadorea; Rhabditida; Trichostrongylidae
Source: the annotation of a GenBank genome assembly
AUGUCUAAUCGCAAUUUUCGUCGAAUUUACUUGUAUGAGUUCAAACUGGGUCGGGCUGCCGCUCAAACCGCUCGAAAUAUCAUUGAAGUAUGGGGCCAGGGAAGCGUCAACGAAUGCACAGUACAACGUUGGUUCCAAAAGUUCCGUGCCGGCAACACCAGCCUCGAAGACGAACCACAUGGCAGCCGUCUACCAACACUUGAUAACGAUUAA